Brassica napus (rape) is the source of this 2266-nucleotide messenger RNA. RefSeq names its product dof zinc finger protein DOF4.4-like. The record is from RefSeq and is a predicted model, not a curated record. Lineage: Eukaryota; Viridiplantae; Streptophyta; Magnoliopsida; Brassicales; Brassicaceae. Gene Ontology annotation, biological process: regulation of DNA-templated transcription. The transcript has a single exon. Bases 1214 to 1999 code for a protein of 261 amino acids. Gene Ontology annotation, molecular function: DNA-binding transcription factor activity; DNA binding.
CUGUUUUAAUAAUUUGAUUACAAAAUUAUCCUUUUAAACUUAAAAUAUUUUAAACUAAUUAUAUUUAUUUAAUAUUUAAUUAAAUUUAACAAUGCGCAUAACACAUAAAAACAUCUAACUAAAAUCUUUUUUUUUGUCAAAAACUAAAAUUAUAAUUUAUUGAUUUAGGGUGUCGCCACUUUUUAAAUAUAGGUUAUCUUUAUUAAAUGUUUUAAAUUGUGGUGUAGUAAAUGUUAUCUUUUGUAUCAAGUAUUGUUGUGUUAGUUACCUACAUAUAUAUAUAUUUUUUAUUUUUUCUCUUAUAGGAUAAUAUAUUUCUGAUGCAAUAAUAAAUCACUUGUUAACACAUAAAUUUCCGUUUUCGUUUAGUAAUUUAGUUUAUUUUCUCAAAUUGACGUAUUUAGAUUUAUAUAAAAAUUGGUUGCGGUCAAAAUUUCUCCAAAAUGCUCGUAAACGCACUUGUUAACGCAUGUGUUUUUCCUCUUCUUCUUUUUUUACAACGAUAGAGUUGAACUAAACGCAUAUGUGUGUCUUUCCAUUUGGUAAUUCAGUAGAUUUUCUUGAAUUUGGAAUUCAAAUAAAAGCUUGCGGAGUCGAAAUUUCAUACCAAAUGGUCGCAAAUGCAUGUUUUUAUAUAAUUUGUCUUAACAAAUCAUUAUUAAAUUAAUCUCUAAACAAGUUUUUUAAAAUAAAAAAAUGUAUGAUCCUCAACACAGUAGAACCAAUUUCAAACACGAAACUACUAGCCCAACACUUCAUUAGUAAAAGCAAAUAUAAUUUGCACUUGUAGAUAAUCGAAUCUACGACCUAUUCCAAAUCACAAAAUACUCUAUCCACUAAGCUACUUUUAUUUUUCUUGUUAUGGCUUAAUUUCUUGUUUUUUAUUUUUAUUUUGGGUGUUGUUGUCUUAACCAUUCAGAUCCUGACCAGUUGCAUAAAUGUUAAACAAAAACAAUAAAUCAUGUAAAUAAAUAUUUACACAUACUCUUCCUCAUAUAGUUGAUACCUCGCUGCUUAUAGUUCUGCCUUAAAUUGUCAUUACACUACUCUCAAUGUCUCCAGAUUUUGUUAAUGUUAAUACAACUGACUCAGUUAACCAUAUCUUCUGGAUUCUGCAUUAAUCAUAUACGGACAAGAGUUUAGAGGAAGAGAGCCUUGGCUUUUAACUAAGCUUAGCCUAAGGUUUAUGGCGUGUAGCUAGAUCUUCAGAUUCAUGAAUACACAACUUUUGACACGUUGUUCUCAUAAUCUCACUCUUAUAAAACCCGAAACGUAUAUCUUCUUCAAUUUUCACGCCCUAAUAGCCUAUAUAAGUAGACACCCCCACAACACCAAAUAUCAAAAACAACAAAAAAUCCCAGUAAAUAUAUUGACAGAAAUGGAUAAGUUGAAUGUUUUUGUGAGGGGAGACAAUCAAGUGAAUGAAGAGAAGCCUCCAGCUCGGGUGUGUCCACGGUGUGACUCUGACAAUACCAAGUUCUGUUACUACAACAACUAUAGCUUGUCUCAGCCGCGCUACUCCUGCAAGAAUUGUCGUCGAUACUGGACUCAUGGUGGGACUUUAAGGAACAUACCGAUUGGUGGAAGUGGCCGUAAAACCAAGCGUCCAAAGAUAGAUCAACCAUCUGCUGAAAAUCAACAGGUUAAUAAUCACCAACCUUUCUUACAUGGUCAAGAAACUAACGAGUUUGUUGGAACUUUUAAUGGUUCUUCUUCUUCUGAUGUUGUUGCUGGAAACCAUUUCGGUUUUCAUGAGAUUCAUGGUGCUAUGGUAAACAAUGUGCCUCCAGUUCGAAGUUUUCCACCAAUGGAGGCCUUAAAUAUCUCUGAUGUAUCAUCUCGACAAGAUUAUUACGACGUUGGAUCCAAUGAUUUGAUUGAUAAUCCUUUGAUAAACCGCCCAACUGAAGAUGAUUUAAACAUGUGGAACGAGAGCUACAACAACACUAUGAGCAUGAAUCAUAAUGCCAGCACGAGUGGAAGGAGGGGAUAUCUUUAAGCACUCAUCUCAUGAACGGAAUCAGAGACAAAUGUGUGUUUACCCGUUGAAUACUAACCGCUUUACCCGUUGUCUCUUUAUCUUAAGCUAAUAAUGUUUCAGUUUUUAUUUUGAGCAUUUUUUCUGCCUUUUUUCCUAUAAUGUUUUAUGUUGUGUUUCUUUUUUGUAGUGUUGAAAGUUUGCAUCUUUGUUUCCCAAAAGAGUCAACAUCGAAUGUUUGUCUGAUCUUUCCUUAUAUAGUUAAUAUAAAUUACUAUUUAGUCGUGA